AUGGCGCCAGCUGCGUUGUACCCCCCCUUUCAGUUUACAGAUAUAUAUGGAACUAUGGAAAGGCGUGCAAAUCGGCGACCACGCCUGUUCGUGGCGCUCUACUUUGUGUUGAUUCUCGCCGUAGCUCGGGGGAUUGUCACACUGUAUGUGUACUUCGCCUACGAUGGAUCGGAAAAUCCCGUUCGAUCGUUGCGAGACUACGGCUUUGGCUCCUCCGAGAACGAGAAGGACAAUGUGCCGAAGUAUCCUAUGCAUACGGGCUCGCAUGCUACGUUGCGUCCCGAUACAUUUCCGGCCCUGAUGGACCCGGCCAUGAACAAGGAGCCUCAUGAUACCUUGUAUGCUCCUGGUGCGAAUCCACAUUUGGGCGAUAUUGCUCCAGAUGUGCUAGCGAUGCUCAGAUCGCCCCCGAAACUGGUCGCGCCUCCGCCGCCCAAGCCCUUGAAUGUGACGACGAAUGCGUCUUGGAUUUAUGUACCCUGGAAACGCGAACUGAAUGGAUCCAAAACGCGUCCAGAGGAUGCGAUGCACCCCUCCAAGCAUGCACAGGAGGAUGAGUGGCGGCCGUACCCCUUCAAUUCAUGGACGUCGCCGCUGGCUGACGUGGAAACGAUCCGAGUGCAAUCCUUGCCGCGCAUUCAAUACGCCUUCGAGGAUGACUCGAAGUAUUCUGGACAACGGAAUAACCCCAGCCGCGAUGCGGAGCUCAAGCGGCGGCAGGCCAUGGUCAAAAGUGCCUUUGUACGGGCAUGGCAAGGCUACAAAACCUAUGCAUGGGGGGCGGACGAAGUUCGUCCUGUGUCGGAGAAGCCAAACAACAACUUUAAUGGAUGGGGUGCAACGAUUGUCGAUGCGCUGGACACGCUGCUUAUGAUGGGUCUGCACGACGAGUACCGCCUAGCGCGGGAGCAUGUGUACGACGUCAAUUUCCACUAUGUGGGUGGCCAACGUAGUGCGUAUGGCCAAGCGGACGGACGUGUGCCUGUGUUUGAGACAGGGAUUCGGUACUUGGGUGGUUUGCUAUCGGCCUACGACCUUUCAGGGGAUGCGCUCAUGCUCGAGCGUGCGGAAGAGUUGGGCCAGCUGAUAUUGCCUGCCUUUGAAACACUGUCCGGAUUGCCUGUGGGCCGCAUGCAUAUGGACGAUUCGAAACAGUAUACACCAGAGAAUCCACGUGGGUACAAGGCUUCGGUGAUUCUGGCCGAGGCGGCGAGUAUGCUUCUUGAGUUUACGCGGCUCUGGCAAGUCACCGGCAAUCGCACGUACUUUGAUCGUGUGCAGCGUGUGACGGACUACAUUGACCGCAAUCUCACUGACAAGAGCCAUAUGGGUACGCUUAUCCCGACGGUCAUUUAUCCGGAAGGCAAGACCCUGGCAGGGAAAUACACGUUUGGUGGGCAGGCUGACUCGUACUAUGAGUACCUGAUCAAAGAGCACCAACUGUUGGGCGGCAGUACGAAGCAGUAUGCGCGUAUGUAUGGUGAUGCCAUCAACUCGGCCAUUGUCCACCUAUUUAAAGAAGUGGAUGUCGUGCCCAAAGCGCCAUCGUUGGCCGUGUGUGCCGAAUCGUUUGGACUGGGACGAUACUGGGCCAAGGUCGAGCAUUUAGGCUGCUUUGCCGGUGGUAUGCUGGCGCUGGGCUCCAAAUUGCUGACAUCGCGCCAUGAUGAUCUAAACAUUGCGCGGCGCUUUACGGAAACGUGCUACUGGGCGUACAAUAGCACGACCACAGGGCUGGGCCCUGAAAAUCUGGAGUUUUACCGGCCUGAUGACCAGGAUCGGUACCAUGUUCGUUCCCUGCUGGACGGCACUCGUCGGCGUGGCCAGCCGUCGGGCUACCCGUACAUUGGUGUGCGUGGGCUGCAUAAUGCGUACCACAACCGCCCUGAGUCGAUUGAGAGUGUCAUGUACAUGUGGCGCACGACAGGCGAUCCUGUGUGGCAGGAGCGUGGCUGGCAGAUGUUUGCCUCGUGGAUGACGCAUGGGCUGCUCCCCGCUGGCAUUUCAGCCAUCCGUGAUGUGGACGAUGUGCCUGUGUCGUACACAGACAGUAUGGAAAGCUUUACCCUGGCCGAGACACUCAAAUACUACUACUUGCUGUUCUCGCCGCCGAACGUGGUCUCGUUGGACGACUUUGUGUUUACGACAGAAGCGCACCCUCUUCUUGUCCCCCAGCGCGGCCGCUGGGCGAAAGCCGGCGACGUACCGCCGUCCCUACCGCGCUACACGCCUACGACAGACGACGCAUGGCAUCGGCCCCGUGGGAACAUGACGCAUGGCCAGCAGCAGCAAUUCUACGAGCGCGCACACCAGACGCCUUCCUUGCCGCCGAUGCGCGGCCAAAACCCGUGGCUGAAGGGGGCUGGUGGCGCCGCUGCUGCUGACGCGGUUGAAGCGGUCGAGUCUGCCGUUCGUGCGCACAAGGCCAAAGUCGCGUCGACGCAGACAGCGCCUGCGGAGCCGCAGGCGCUGUUUUCCGUGACGCAGUCUCUUUCACACGCACCUGUCACGACGAGCCUGUCGGUGGUGGCCGUGGCGACUACGACGGCGUCGUAA
Molecule: messenger RNA, 2556 nt
Organism: Malassezia pachydermatis
Lineage: Eukaryota; Fungi; Basidiomycota; Malasseziomycetes; Malasseziales; Malasseziaceae
Product: mannosyl-oligosaccharide -alpha-mannosidase
Exons: 2
Coding region: 1-2556 (851 amino acids)
Biological process (GO): carbohydrate metabolic process; N-glycan processing
Cellular component (GO): endoplasmic reticulum; Golgi membrane
Molecular function (GO): calcium ion binding; mannosyl-oligosaccharide 1,2-alpha-mannosidase activity
Source: RefSeq, a predicted model, not a curated record